Molecule: messenger RNA, 719 nt
Organism: Phaethon lepturus (White-tailed tropicbird)
Lineage: Eukaryota; Metazoa; Chordata; Aves; Phaethontiformes; Phaethontidae
Gene: TMEM41A
Product: transmembrane protein 41A
Exons: 3
Source: RefSeq, a predicted model, not a curated record
AACGUUCUGGCUGGAGCACUCUUUGGGCCGUGGACCGGGCUGGCACUGUGCUCGGCCCUGACGUCUGUGGGAGCGACCUUCUGCUACCUGCUCUCCAGCGCGUUCGGAAAGCAGUUCGUCAUCUACUACUUUCCUGACAAAGUGGCACUGCUGCAAAGAAAGGUGGAAGAGAACAGGAGCUGCUUAUUUUUCUUCUUGUUGUUCCUGAGGUUGUUCCCCAUGACACCAAACUGGUUUCUGAAUCUCUCGGCUCCCAUUUUAAACAUCCCUGUGUCCCAGUUCUUCUUCUCCGUUCUGAUCGGUCUUACACCAUAUAACUUCAUCUGUGUGCAGACAGGAGCCAUUCUGUCACAAAUCACCUCUUUGGAUGCCAUUGUCUCCUGGGACACGCUGCUCAAACUGCUUGCGAUGGCUGUGGCAGCAUUGAUACCAGGGACCCUCAUCAAGAAAUACAGCAAGAAGCACUUGAAGCUGGAUGAGGACAAGCACACUCAGUUACUUAAUGGCAAAAAGAACUUGUGAUGGCUCAGGUGCCCCUGAUGUUUGGGGACCGCCUCGCAAAAGCUGCAGGUGUGUCUUCCUCUGGGUUAUAUUCUGCAUGCUCUGUGCCACUGUGGACCAAGGACAGUCGCAGUUUUUAAUUGUUCUUCUCGUCUAAGAGGAGGUGUAAGGUUCUUAUUUUUAAUGAAUGUUUAACUGUGCAUGUAUCUGCACGGAGA